GUUGGACUUUUAUAGGCAGGGGCUCAUUCUAUACCAACAAUAAAAGAUCUGCACCGCGGGAGAAAAAUUCCACCGCGGCCAGCAUGUGAGUGGGUGGAGGAAAAAACUACAAAUGAUACUGAAUAGAAAGCCACAAAUUGAGUAUAUAAAUCAAGUAAGGAAUCAUAAAAACUUCUUCUUCUUUCUCCCGUCCAUCUUCAUCGCUAUCAAGAACACAAGUAAGUCAAGCAAUACCUUCCCGCGAUUGAAGUUUGCCCAUCAUGAGCCAAGCUAUGGACAUCGAAAAACAACCAUCUCCUGGUAUGUCAAGCACUGAUCCAGAAAUCGAAGAGAGAGAAAAUGUCGACAACUACUCAUCUGAUGAAGAAGGAAGCGCAGAAAGGAAACAACAUCAACGAUCUGCUUCAACAAAAUUUGCACCUAUGGCACAACCCAACUAUACAGGAACAAAUGAAGGCAAAGAAGAGAAUUUGACAGCCUCAAGAACGUUUUCAAGACGUGCACCUACAUUCGGAGAUGAAACUGCUCAUCCAUUCGGUGGAACAUUAUCUCAUUCAAGAGCAGAAGCAGCUUUGGAACGUUUUAUAAGUCAAAAACCAAAAUUGGAAAAAGGUGAACCGAUCAUCGUUCAUUGGGAAGGUGAUGAUGAUCCAGAAAAUCCAUUGAAUUGGUCAUUUGCCUACAAGUGCUGGCUAACAGUUCUUGCAGCCACUUUGGUCUUGAACUCCACCUUUACGUCAUCCGCGCCCAAUGGUGUUACACCUCAAUUGAUCUCGUAUUUUGGUUUUAGUGAAGAAGUUGCAGUUUUGGCACUCUCUAUUUGGGUAGCAGGAUACUGUUUAGGCCCCCUAAUCUUUGGGCCCCUAAGUGAGAGAUUAGGACGCAAACCGGUUUUCGUUGUCAGCAUUCUAUUUUAUACAGGUUUCAACGUUGGAUGCGCUUUAAGCAAAAACACUGCUUCAAUUCUCGUUUUUCGUUUCUUAGGUGGUGUGUUCGGCGCUGCACCACUUACAAAUUCUGGUGGUUGCAUUGCUGAUGUGUGGAAUGCAAAGAGCCGUGGUAUCGCAAUGUCAAUGUUCUCCAUCGCUCCUUUUGCAGGACCGGCCAUUUCCCCCAUCGUUAGUGGCGCGAUCCAAGUGACUGGUACGAGUUGGCGUUGGAUGUUUUGGGUCUGUACCAUUUUCUCUGGAGUUUGUUUGAUUUUAGUAGUCUUUACUCUCAAGGAAUCCUAUGCACCUGUCAUCUUACAACGCAAAGCCGCACGAAUUCGCAAAGAAACCGGCGAAGAUUACUACAAAUCUCCUCUUGAUAUGCAUCCUUUGGUGGCCAAGCAUCUUUUGCACGACACUUUGCUAUUCCCUUUUAUCAUGUUGGUACAAGAACCAAUCUUGUUGGCAAUGGCGAUGUAUCUCGGUUUCGUUUACGGUAUCAUCUAUCUCUUGUUCGGCGCUUACCCUAUCAUCUACGAAGAAGUUCACGGUUUCAAUGCGCUCAUUACCGGAAUAAUGUUCUUACCUUUGUUCUUAGGUGGUGUGGUUGGAGUUUUGGUUUAUAUCUUGUAUUUCAACCCACGUUACGUUCGAAAGAUGGAAGAAUAUGCUGCAGAAAAGAAAGGUCGCGUUCCGCCAGAAGAACGUCUUUUGAUCGUUUGUCUUGCAGCUCCUUGUUUGGUCAUUUCCUUCUUCUGGAUCGGUUGGACGCAUUACAAGAGCAUCAGUUUCUGGAGUCCAAUGAUUGGAGGUGCACUUUUAGGAUUUGCCAUCUUGCUCGUAUUCUUGGGUCUUUUCAACUACAUCGUUGAUGCUUAUUUGGCAAAAGCAGCUUCAGGAUUAGCAGGCAAUACAGUCGUUCGUUCCGCUUUUGGUGCAGGUUUCCCUUUGUUCACUCGUCAAAUGUUUAACAAGCUUGGCAUUUCAUGGGCAUGUUCUUUGUUGGGCUUCUUGGCUUUGGUCUUGCUUCCCAUCCCAUUCGUUCUCGUCAAAUUUGGUCCAAAAAUUCGUGCUAUGAGCAAACACGCUGCGGAUCAUUAAGUAGCUUUCUCUUUUAUAGACAAUUGUAUCACUAGUCC
This is a messenger RNA of Meira miltonrushii, 2068 nucleotides long. RefSeq names its product putative mfs-multidrug-resistance transporter. The record is from RefSeq and is a predicted model, not a curated record. The transcript has a single exon. The coding region runs from base 261 to 2030 and encodes 589 amino acids. Gene Ontology annotation, biological process: transmembrane transport. NCBI's taxonomy places the organism in Eukaryota, Fungi, Basidiomycota, Exobasidiomycetes, Exobasidiales, Brachybasidiaceae. Gene Ontology annotation, molecular function: transmembrane transporter activity.